This is a messenger RNA of Andrographis paniculata, 1200 nucleotides long. RefSeq names its product DNA damage-repair/toleration protein DRT100-like. NCBI's taxonomy places the organism in Eukaryota, Viridiplantae, Streptophyta, Magnoliopsida, Lamiales, Acanthaceae. Bases 121 to 1110 code for a protein of 329 amino acids. The record is from RefSeq and is a predicted model, not a curated record. The transcript has a single exon. Gene Ontology annotation, molecular function: protein binding.
CACCAUUUUCUAAUUGAUUGCAGCAGACAAAGCAGAUUCCCUUCCGAAGCUCCAUUACUAUUAAACGCCGCCUGCCAGAUCCCAAACACUAAACUACGCCUACUCCACAUAUACUCCGCCAUGGAAUCCAAGUGCAAAGUGGCUUUGAUACUCGCCGGCGUUCUGCAUCUCAUCGCCGCCGUCAACGGCGACCGGUGGACUGAUUUCGACGCGGCGACCGCGCUCCGAGACGGAAUCUCCGCCGCCUGGACCGGCGAUCAGUUCUGGACCUGGCCGGGAAUCGUGUGCCAUCCAGACACCAAACGCAUCACCGAAAUCGUCCUCCGCGCCGGAGAUUCGUCGGACUCCGGCCAGAACCUCGCCUGGACCAGCGACUGGACGGAGCUCAUCUCCACCUCCAUUUGCCACCUCGAUCGCCUCACAACUCUUAUCAUCACCGACUGGAACUCCAUCUCCGGCGAACUUCCGGCGUGCCUCACUUCCCUCUCCCGCCUCAGAAUCCUCGACCUCUCCGGUAACAGAAUCUCCGGCGGUAUUCCGGCGGACAUUGGGAAGCUAGAGCAACUCAUACUGUUGGAUCUCUCGAAUAACGAACUCUCCGGCGCCAUACCUCCUUCCAUCGUGAACCUCCGUAAGCUCAAACUCCUUGACCUCAGCCGCAACGAAAUCGCCGGCGAAAUUCCGUUCGAUAUCGGAAAAUUAAAGAUGCUGAGCAGAGCAAUACUUAGUGAUAAUCAAAUCGGCGGCGAGAUACCUUCAUCGAUUGUCACUCUUUCCAGAACAGCCGACCUAGAUCUGUCCAACAAUCAAAUUUCCGGUGCGAUUCCUGCCAGAUUAGGAUCGAUGCCAGUUUUAUCAACGCUGAAUCUUCACUCCAAUCAACUUUCCGGCGAGAUUCCACACGAUUUGUUCAGCAACAGAGGCUUGAUCCAUUUGAAUGUCAGCAGGAACAAUCUGCAAGGAAGGCUCCCCAACAGCUUUUCUCCAGAAUGCUACUUCACUGUCCUCGAUUUAUCCUACAACAACUUAACAGGUGAAGUUCCAAAAUCUAUAGAAUCGGUUAACUUCAUUGGAACACUCGAUUUGAGCAACAACAACUUUAAAGCCUAGAUUGUAACCUAAUUUACACUUUCAUUGAUCUAUUCCUGUUAUACGAUUUACCAUACUUUCUGUUCCUUCAAUGUUGAUUUAGCAUAGUGA